Molecule: messenger RNA, 117 nt
Organism: Angiostrongylus costaricensis
Lineage: Eukaryota; Metazoa; Nematoda; Chromadorea; Rhabditida; Metastrongylidae
Source: the annotation of a GenBank genome assembly
AUGUUCUUCUACACGCGCUAUCCAAAUUCAACAUUACUGAAAUCAUACUUUCCGGAUGUUCGAUUUAACAAGAAUAACACAGCGCAGUUGGUGAAGUGGUUUAGCAAUUUCAGGUGA